AUGGACCAGAAAAACAAUGUAACUGAAUUCAUUCUGCUAAGCCUCACACAAAGUCCAGAGCUUCAAAAAAUUUUCUUUGUCAUUUUUUUAAUCAUGUAUGUGAUCACAAUUGUAGGAAACACACUCAUAGUCGUGACCUUGACUGCCAGCCAAACUUUGAGAUCACCCAUGUACUUUUUUCUAACCUUCUUAUCCAUAGUGGACACUAUCUUCUCUUCAGUCAUUAUUCCUAAGAUGGUGGUAGAUUUACUGUAUGAGAAAAUAACCAUCUCCCAGGAAGGCUGUUUGACUCAGCUCUUUGCAGAUCAUUUUUUUGGUGGUGUUGGAAUCAUCCUCCUUGUGGUCAUGGCUUAUGAUCGCUAUGUGGCCAUCUGCAAACCCCUGCACUAUAUGACAAUCAUGAAUCCCCGUGUUUGCCACUUGCUGGUGGCAGCAGCCUGGAUGGGGGGCUCCAUACAUGCCACCAUACAGGUCCUCUUCAUGGUCCAUCUUCCCUUCUGUGGUCCUAAUGUUAUUGAUCACUUCAUGUAUGACUUGUUCCCAUUGCUGAAACUGGCCUGCAUGGACACCCAAGUUCUUGGCCUUUUAGUCAUAGCUAACAGUGGAGUAAUGUGCCUGUCAAUCUUUCUCAUACUAACUGUCUCCUAUGUUGUCAUCCUCUCUUCCCUGAAGGGUGUUAGUUCAGAGGGAAGGAGAAAGGCCCUUUCUACCUGCAGCUCUCACUUCACAGUGGUGGUCUUGUUUUUUGUUCCUAGUAUAUUCCUGUACGUGAGGCCAGUAGUCACUUUUCCUAUAGAUAAAGUUGUGGCUCUAAGUUUUACUCUGAUUACUCCUAUGUUAAACCCCUUGAUUUACUCGCUUAGUAAUACAGAGGUUAAAAGUGCCAUGAGGAAACUCUGGAUUACAAAAGUGACUGUGGUCUUUCAAUAA
Molecule: messenger RNA, 930 nt
Organism: Trichosurus vulpecula (common brushtail)
Lineage: Eukaryota; Metazoa; Chordata; Mammalia; Diprotodontia; Phalangeridae
Product: olfactory receptor 4C6-like
Exons: 1
Coding region: 1-930 (309 amino acids)
Biological process (GO): G protein-coupled receptor signaling pathway
Cellular component (GO): membrane
Molecular function (GO): G protein-coupled receptor activity; olfactory receptor activity
Source: RefSeq, a predicted model, not a curated record